AUGGCAAGAUACUCCAACUACCGGUCCCCAGACAAAUUCAAGAAAGGGUUGUACGAGGCCUUCCAGGCGAUUACGACCCCGGGGACAUAUGCGGCGUGGGAGGAGCUUGCGACGACACCGCCGGCCGGCCUGCAUGUCGAUGGAGUGGGAGACAUCGCGAUGCCUCUCGCCGAAAAACGCGUUCGCGAGCUGAUCGCCAACGCCCAUCAGGCUCCCUACGGCCGUCGAAGCGAGACCCUCGUCGAUCUGUCCGUCCGCAACACUUGGGAAAUCGAUGGCGCUCGGUUGCGGUUCCUCGAUCCCGCUUGGAAACGGUACUUGAAGAGUUUGGCGAAGCGCGUCGCCGUCCUCCUUGGCGUCGAUGGUCGGAUUCGAGCGGAUUUGUACAAGUUGCUCAUUUAUGAGAAGGGGGCCAUGUUCAAGUCACACACCGAUACUGAACGGACUCCGGGUAUGUUUGGAACACUGGUGAUCUGUUUACCAUCGGCGCACGCGGGCGGUGAAGUGGUUGUGAAGCACAACGGCCAAACCAAGACAUUGAGAACAUCGGACGCAACACAGUCAUUUGCUUGCUGGUACUCCGACGUGACUCACGAGGUUCUGCCCGUCAAAUCCGGCUAUCGAUGCGUCUUGACCUACAACCUGGUCACCCAGCCGGAUCGACCACGACCAAAAGCAAGUGUAGUUGAAUCGCAAAAAGACCCCCUGCGGAAAAUGCUUGGAUCCUGGCUUGAAGACUUGGCUGCAAACAGCUCAACCCCCAGCUAUCUCUAUCAUACUUUGGAACAUUCAUACACUGAAGCAUCCAUGUCCCUCGAAGCACUCAAGGCUCAGGACUUUGCACGGGUACAGGCAUUGCAAGACCUUGCGAACGAGCUGCCGUUUCAAAUCUACUUGGCAUUAGUAGAGAGAAUGGAACAAGGAGACACUGAGGUCCCAUUUCCUAGAAAACGUCAUCGAUGUGUGUCUAAAUUUGAGUCUGUGGAAACUGAAGACGAAGACGUGGACUGCCCUUUCUUUCAGGUGGAUCUCGAAUGGGAUCGUCAGGUCAAGUCACUCCACAAACUCGAUGGCAUAAUUGUGGCCAGGGACUACCACUUGAAUGUUAAUAAUUUUGUCGAGGAGGAUCCCUUCAGAUGUGUGGAUGGCACUGAAGACAAUUACAAACCUUACCAAGGCAAUUGGGGUCCUUCUGGAAGUCCUGCCAUCCACUGGUUUCGACGGUCAGCUUUUGUUAUCUUACCGCGUCAAAGUCUUGGCAAUUAUCUAGCCGAAUGCUGUGGCAGAGAUCAAUAUUCCACCCCUCUCAACAUGCCGGUCACUUUUUUUGACUGGGCAGAGGAAUGGCUAAACACACUCCCAGAGGCGGAGCGUGCUGAGAAGUAUCGGACGUGGAUCCCGUCAAUCAUUCACCGCCAUCAGUCCGUGGCUGAUCGCAUUGACUUUGUCAAAAGGAUAUCAAAUUUCAUUAACAAUUCUGCUUUGCCCGCUCGAUCAUUCCCAGAUAAGUCCUGGGCAGAUGGUGUGGUACAUGAUAUAAUCAAGAACUUGCUUAAGGUCACAACCAAGGGCUCUGCUGUUCCCAACGCAGCAGAUGGCAAUGCAAUUGUGUCUGCCAUCUUCCAACUCGAUGAGACAUGGCCUGCCAAAUUGGAACUUAUCACAACGCUUUUUGAGGCCUUCCCACAAUCUCAAGCCGUUGGAUUUUUACUCGGUUUGCUAUCUCAAUUGAAGACUCUUGGAACUGCACCACAACUCCCAAUUCCCGACACUACGGAACUCCGCAGAAGGCUCAGCUUGCGCCUAUUUAACAACGAGAGAACGCCUUCGACUAUCAUUACUCACUCAUCCAAGCGGGGUGGGGAAAAACAAAUAGUGGUCACUCCCCAGGCUAUGGUUGAGUUUGCAUGCGACCUCCACGACUUGAGCACGGAUACCAACAAUUUACUGGAGUUGUUUAUCCUGCAAAUCAAGGACCAUUGUCCCAAGUUCCCAGGCGAAGGGAUCCGCAAGGCCUGGAUCCCAUUCCUCUGCCAACUGAUCCCCGCUCUGGUUUCCCGAUCAAUCUCAAUCAACACGCCACCAUAUCAGCAGCUUGCACGGAAACUUGUCAAGUACGGGGUCAAGAAACUCGGGCCAUGUCCGCAACCGGACCCCAACACCCCACGGCCACGGAUUCGAUGUCCAUGCAGCGACUGUGUAUCUCUCAAACGAUUCCUCCGCGACCCAAACCAAGUUGUGGGUCGCUUCCAACUCCCUCAAGCACGACGUAAUCAUAUCUACGAGAGUCUGGACGAGCCCGGGUUCGACUGCAUUCGCAAAACUGAACACAUCGGCAGACCUCAUACCCUCAUCGUCACCAAGCGUCUCACCCUGGAAAAUAAGAUCAAGGAUUGGAAGGAUCUCCGGUUCGAGAUCUAUGGGCCUCUUGCUAAAAACAUCCAGCCUGAACUCCUUGAAGCUCUACUCGGAGUCCAAGGAGCUGCCGUGGUGCAGUCAUUAGGAGGGAUACAACCAGCACCUGCUGUGUCUACAACUCGUGCCAAUUGA
Molecule: messenger RNA, 2550 nt
Organism: Puccinia graminis f. sp. tritici CRL 75-36-700-3
Lineage: Eukaryota; Fungi; Basidiomycota; Pucciniomycetes; Pucciniales; Pucciniaceae
Exons: 5
Coding region: 1-2550 (849 amino acids)
Source: RefSeq, a predicted model, not a curated record